Molecule: messenger RNA, 2488 nt
Organism: Daktulosphaira vitifoliae (grape phylloxera)
Lineage: Eukaryota; Metazoa; Arthropoda; Insecta; Hemiptera; Phylloxeridae
Gene: Dhx15
Product: putative pre-mRNA-splicing factor ATP-dependent RNA helicase PRP1
Exons: 14
Coding region: 262-2406 (714 amino acids)
Cellular component (GO): intracellular anatomical structure; spliceosomal complex
Molecular function (GO): RNA helicase activity; RNA binding; ATP binding
Source: RefSeq, a predicted model, not a curated record
GUUAACAACGCGGUUCUUAAAAAGAUGCGUUUUGACUGUAGAAAUUUUUGUUUUUAGAGUAAUUAGGUGUCUUAGUGCAUAUUGUUAGUGUUAAUUUCUGGAUAGUUAUGAACGGAUUCUUAACCUUAAACCCAAAUCAUUAAUCAGUGUAAUGAUUUAGAAGUUUUUUCAUUAAGAAUUGUUAAACGAGGAAAAUACUUAGUGGAUUAGAAGAGUGAUACAACGUGGUGUUAACAAGUAAAUAGAGAACAAACACUCGCAAUGUCUAAAAGACGUCUUGAUAUUAUUGAUCCUUACAUCACCAAAAAUAAAAAAGCUGAAGGUCAAGUUUAUAUUAAACCUAAUACGUCAACACAGCUUCAAAAUAAUCCAUAUACAAAUCUACCUUAUACUCCUAAGUAUUUUGAACUUCAUAAAAAAAGGAUUCAACUUCCUGUUUUUGAAUAUAAAGAAGAGUUUAUGAGUUUAUUGAAAAAUAACCAAUGUAUUGUAUUAGUUGGUGAAACAGGUUCUGGUAAAACUACUCAAAUUCCUCAAUGGUGUGUUGAAUAUUCUUCAACAGUUGGUCGUAAAGGUGUAGCAUGUACUCAGCCAAGAAGAGUUGCAGCCAUGUCUGUUGCUCAACGUGUUUCUGAAGAAAUGGAUGUAUCUCUUGGUGCUGAAGUUGGUUACAGUAUAAGAUUUGAAGACUGUUCUUCUGCUAGAACUCUUUUAAAGUAUAUGACUGAUGGUAUGUUACUUCGUGAAGGAAUGUCUGAUCCCAUGUUAGAAACCUAUCAAGUUAUUUUAUUAGAUGAAGCUCAUGAAAGAACAUUAGCAACAGACAUUUUAAUGGGUGUUCUUAAGGAAGUGAUUAAACAGCGUAAAGAUCUUAAAUUAGUUAUUAUGUCUGCUACUUUAGAUGCUGGAAAAUUUCAACAAUAUUUCGACAAUGCUCCUUUAAUGAAUGUUCCUGGUCGUACAUUCCCUGUAGAAAUAUUUUAUACCCCAGAGCCUGAAAGAGACUAUUUGGAAGCUGCUAUCCGUACAGUUAUUCAAAUUCAUAUGUGUGAAGAAGUGGCAGGUGAUAUUUUAUUGUUUCUUACUGGGCAAGAGGAAAUUGAAGAAGCUUGUAAAAGAAUUAAAAAGGAAAUUGACAAUUUGGGUCCUGAUGUUGGUGAUUUAAAGUGUAUUCCAUUAUACUCAACUUUACCGCCUAAUCUUCAACAGAGAAUAUUUGAACAAGCUCCUCCUAAUAAACCUAAUGGAGCCAUUGGAAGAAAAGUCGUAGUUUCUACCAAUAUUGCAGAAACUUCUUUAACUAUUGAUGGGGUAGUAUUCGUUAUUGAUCCUGGUUUUGCUAAACAAAAGGUGUACAAUCCACGUAUUCGAGUUGAAUCAUUGCUUGUUUCUCCUAUAAGUAAAGCUUCUGCACAACAAAGAGCUGGUCGUGCUGGACGUACAAAAGCUGGAAAAUGUUUUAGAUUAUAUACAGAAAAAGCAUAUAAAAAUGAAAUGCAAGAAAAUACAUAUCCUGAAAUUUUGCGUUCAAAUUUAGGUUCUGUUGUGUUGCAGUUGAAAAAACUUGGUAUUGAUGAUUUGGUUCAUUUUGACUUUAUGGAUCCACCUGCCCCUGAAACUCUAAUGAGAGCUUUAGAACUUCUAAACUAUUUAUCAGCAUUGGACGACGAUGGAAAUCUAACUGAUUUGGGAAAUAUUAUGGCUGAAUUUCCUUUAGAUCCACAAUUAGCAAAAAUGUUAAUUGCAUCCUGUUCUCUAAAUUGUUCCAAUGAAAUUCUUUCUAUCACAGCUAUGUUAUCAGUCCCACAGUGUUUUGUUCGACCAACUGAAGCUAAGAAAGCAUCUGAUGACGCCAAAAUGAGGUUUGCACACAUAGACGGUGAUCAUCUAACAUUAUUGAACAUCUAUCAUGCAUUUAAACAAAGUAAUGAAGACCCUCAAUGGUGUUAUGAUAAUUUUAUAAAUUAUCGAUCAUUGAAAUCUGCUGAUAAUGUACGUCAACAAUUAUCUAGAAUUAUGGACAGGUUUAACUUGAAGCGAACUUCUACAGAGUUCACAUCUAAAGAUUAUUAUUUAAAUAUUCGUAAAUCUCUUACAACUGGCUUUUUCAUGCAGGUUGCACAUUUAGAAAGAACUGGACAUUAUUUAACAAUUAAAGAUAAUCAAACAGUUCAGUUACAUCCAUCAACUGUAUUAGGUCAUAAGCCUGAAUGGGUUAUUUAUAAUGAAUUUGUGCUAACUACAAAAAAUUAUAUUAGAACUGUGAGUGAAGUAAAACCGGAAUGGUUAUUAAAAUAUGCACCACAGUAUUAUGAUCUACAGAAUUUCCCUCAAUGCGAAGCAAAAAGACAAUUGGAAAUAAUUCAAGCAAGACUUGAUACUAAACAAUGGCAGGAAGGUUACUAAUAGGUUACAUAAUUAUAAAACAGAUUUUAUAAUUUUAUUAUUCCAAUUAAAUAAUAUUCAUAAAUGUAUGUGUAUAAUGGUU